Messenger RNA from Danaus chrysippus (African queen), 1824 nucleotides. The record is from the annotation of a GenBank genome assembly. Lineage: Eukaryota; Metazoa; Arthropoda; Insecta; Lepidoptera; Nymphalidae.
AUGAAGAUGAAGAAAGAAGAGCUCGGUGCCAGUGACUCACUCAACCUGGGUGUGAUGUGUGCACUCUGUGCUCGGCCCAUCACAACCUCCUUGAGUGAGCGACUGUGGCUGAGUCUGUCGCAAGUCCGCCGACCAUCGCAACUGGAUCCUCAUGGUACAAGAAGUGUUCUGGCUCGAGCACUCGACAUCUGGGAACAAGCCUCCAGGCUCACCUUCACGGAGAUCAAUUCAGAUGAAGCUGACAUCGUCGUUUCCUUCGCCAAACGCUACCACGAUGACGCGUAUCCCUUCGACGGCCGUGGCUCGGUGUUGGCUCACGCCUUCUUCCCCGGAACUGGUAGAGGUGGUGAUGCUCACUUUGAUGACGACGAACUGUGGCUCUUGAGACCGAACAACGACGAUGAGGAAGGUACGUCGCUGUUUGCGGUGGCCGUUCACGAAUUCGGACACUCGUUGGGCUUGAGCCACAGUUCCGUCAAAGGCGCACUCAUGUUCCCCUGGUACCAAGGCUUCCAACCAAACUUCGUUUUACCCGAAGACGAUAGGAAUGGUAUUCAACAGAUGUAUGGUCCGAAGGUAAAGAAGACUUGGGCGAAGAUACCUUAUUAUAGACCAGCUGAAACGCCACCGACCACAACAACUACUACCACCACCACCACAACGACAACUAGACGACCAUACAUUCAUCAACACCACCCAGAAAGACAUCCGAACCAUCGUCCUUACACACCAUAUCCACGCCCUCCAAAUAGAAAUCCAGUAUACUACCCCGAACGUCCCACACUACCCGACAGACCUCAUCACCCAGAAAGAAACUACCCCGAUCGUAACCCCUACUACCCUGAUCGUCGUCGCUAUAACACUACAGAAGAACAUCCACGAAGAACAAACCACAAUCACUAUCCUCGACCAACAGAGACAACUACACACGCUACUACCUACCGCCCACGUUACCCGCAGUCCCGACCAGAAUAUCCCAGCCAUCCAAGACAGAAUUACCCAACUGACCCCAGUCAAGAUUACCCUAAAAGAAAACCCACUUAUCCAGUUAAAACUACUACCAUCAAACCAACCCCUCCUCCCGACAAACCCGAUACAUGCGACACUAGUUACGACGCUAUAUCACUAAUACGGAAUGAGCUCUUCAUUUUUAAGAAUAAGUAUCAUUGGAGGAUUGGAGCCGACAGACGAUACACGGGCUAUCCAAUCGAGAUUACUAGAAUGUGGACCGGCUUACCAAAGAAUUUAACUCACGUGGACGCUGUUUAUGAAAGACCUGAUCGGAAAAUAGCUUUCUUUAUUGGUAAGCAACUGUACUUGUUUGAUUCACAAUACUUGAUGCCGGGAUAUCCUAAGAACCUCGCUCAACUCGGCUUACCGGAGAGCCUCGAGAAGUUAGACGCGGCCAUGGUGUGGGGCUACAACGGAAAAACUUACUUCUACAGUGGCAGUAUGUACUGGAAAUUCGACGAGGAUUUGGGACGAGUUGAACUCGACUAUCCUCGUGACAUGGCCAUGUGGAAGGGAGUUGGAUACAACAUAGAUAGCGUGUUCCAAUGGAAAGACGGUAAAACAUACUUCUUCAAAGGCAAAGGUUUCUGGAAGUUCAACGAUUUACAUAUGCGAGUCGAGAACGAGCGUCAAACUCCUUCCGCGCCUGUGUGGAUGUCAUGUCCCAUAGAAAGGACGGGAAGACGAGCUCCGUUCAGAGCUUUGCCGGCCCCAGGGUCUACACUACGCUCUCCCAGUCAAGCCACUCAUAACAAACAUAGCCUACUACCAUACCUAGCUUCACUAAUUAUUAUACUAGCCCGCUCUCUAUAG